This is a messenger RNA of Lytechinus pictus (painted urchin), 5917 nucleotides long. Its product is annotated as CTD small phosphatase-like protein. Gene Ontology annotation, molecular function: RNA polymerase II CTD heptapeptide repeat phosphatase activity. The transcript is spliced from 8 exons. The record is from RefSeq and is a predicted model, not a curated record. NCBI's taxonomy places the organism in Eukaryota, Metazoa, Echinodermata, Echinoidea, Temnopleuroida, Toxopneustidae. The annotation marks the transcript as partial.
ACAGGGCCAAGCUCAUCAAAGAAGCCAAGAAGUAGAAGUCUACUCAAUACCUUCCUGUGCUGUUUUGGUUCAGGGAGACAUGGCACGCAUCAAAGCGUACCACAGACGUCAGAUCAAACCGAUCAAAGGUCGCUCGACCGCUCAGCUCCUGUUAACGACCCUAGCACGCAACCAAAUAAAUUUCUACUCCCCCAGGUGAGGCAGCAGGAUGCACAUAAAUGUUGUAUAGUCAUCGAUUUAGACGAGACAUUAGUACAUAGUUCAUUUAAGCCCAUUUCAAAUGCAGAUUUCGUUGUUCCUGUAGAAAUUGAUGGCACAGUUCAUGAGGUAUAUGUAUUAAAAAGGCCGCACGUGGACGAGUUUCUGCAGAGAGUGGGGCAGCUUUAUGAAUGUGUGUUAUUUACAGCUAGUCUUGCAAAGUAUGCAGAUCCAGUUGCUGACCUUUUAGACAAAUGGGGUGUGUUCAGGUGUCGACUGUUUCGGGAAUCAUGUGUGUUUCACAGAGGAAAUUAUAUUAAGGAUCUUAGUCGAUUGGGUCGUAAACUGGAACGUAUUGUAAUUGUGGACAAUUCACCCGCUUCAUAUAUCUUCCACCAAGAUAAUGCAAUCCCUGUGAGUUCAUGGUUUGAUGACAUGUCGGACACAGAGCUCCUUGAUGUCCUUCCACUCCUGGAGCGCAUUUCACAAGAGGAAGAUGUCUACAAAAUACUCAAGAAGGAGAACCACAAUCACAUAAAGCGCUAGAAGAGACAGCUUGGCUUCUGCGCCCUGUAUGGAACCUCCGCCCAAAUCGACUAGUUCCUCAAGAAAAAAUUGCAAAGAUCAAUAUUGACUGGACAUGCUGAUCCUGCGGGUUGAAAUACCGUAUUACCAAACUGCCAAAAUGUAGCUGUAUCAUCGUCCUUGGAGAUCAGUGUUCUUUUGUGAUUUUUGUUGUACAUCCAUCUGCGUUUACUGCUGCUGGAUGUCAUCCCAAGGGUUGGUCGACAGGUCCAGCAUCUUGGUGAUCCUGCCAAUGCGUGUAGUAGUCCUCCAGUCCUGCACCCCAUCCUCUUCCAGAUUCACCCAAUGAAGCUGUCACCAAGCAUUCUUAGUAUGCAUUUAAUGUGUCUCUUAGGUGCAAGUCCUGCGUGCUGUAGUGUUAAAGGAAAACACAGAGCAAGAAAAUCCAUGAUAACCCUGUACAGGAAGUUGGGUCUGUGAUAACUGUUCAGUGAAGGAAAUGUUGAUAUGAUACCAGUACAGCUAUAACAAGGUCAGUCCAGGCAUUCAGGUCAAGAUCGGCCAUUUGCGUUGUAAACUGCCAAAUCUCAGAAGGCCAGAGCAUAUCCCCUUCAAUGAUGAGAGGGAGCGAGGGGGGGACAGGAAUUAUUAUUUUAAGUUGGUAAUAUCCACACUGACUUAUCUAAGGCAAAUGUGUUUCAUUUUGAAAUUUGGAAGUCUUUUUUGGUGAUGAUAUCCACACUGACUUUAUGAGAAGCCAGCAUGUGUCCCCUAUGAUGAGAAGAAAAAAAAGAGAAAGGCAAAGCAAAAAGAAUGUUGUCUGUAAAGCUGGUAAUGUUCACUCUAAUUUUUCCAUCACAGCACUUGCAUUUAUUUUGUAAAUCGAGAAUAAAGAAUAAGGGCUUACCUAGAGCUUUCAUUGUUCCUAAUCAUUGUACAGUAAAUCUUGUCUUAUAGGUAGGUAUGGAGAGAAUCAAUCACUAUUUCUAUUUUGCUAUAUCUCUUUGUAUACUUUAGAGUUCCUCACACCAGAGCACGCACUAUGACCCAAAUCCAUAAAGGUGGAUUUGAAACCACAGUUUAUGUAGAUUUUACAUAUGAAUUGUAGAAAAAAAUGUGCCCAAUAAGGAAUGUGUGCUUGUGCCACCUGGUUCUAAAUUCACUCUUGUUUCUGUGGUUUCAUUCCACAGUUUUAUAUAGUUUGAUUUAGUGAAUCAGUAACUUUAAAUUCGGGGGCCUAUUUAUCCCAAACUCAUGGCAACUUAGUGCACUUUGACAAAUAGCAUGCAUUCAUUAUUGUAAUAUCUCACUAAGUGCUGUAAAUUGUUUGAGGCAUGAAAUCUCCAUGAAUUUUGACUUCAAACAAUGGUUUUAAAAUCACCUAUGUGAUUUUGGGCUUCUGUGAAAUUGAAGACAGAGUAUAGCAAUACGAGAUGUGAUAAAUGAAUCUUGAUUCUGGACAUUUUUUUUUUUCAAACCUUUUAAAUGACCAGCCAUCUAAAAACAUUUUUUUUUAAAUAAUCACUGCCAAUGUUUUUUUUAUUAUAAAUCUUUUUUUAAAUAAAAGAGUUUAAUUGUCCUUUUAUAAAAAGAAUAUUUCGAAUUGGUGAAAUUGAUAUAAAACUUUCAAAAGGUGACAGUGAUCAUGUAGAAGGGUAUUACAAGCUAUGACCUUCAUAAUGUACGAGGGACAGGAUCCCAUUUCAUUAAGACUUGUUGUAAUAGCAAAUUCACAAUGUAAACAAAGUUCACUAUCAGCCAAUCAAAUAAUUUUACUAGCCUAAGACUUAUUGCAAAUCUGUUAUUAUAACAGGUUUUAUGAAAUGGACCCGAGCUGUAUCCAAGGCUAGAUUACUCUAUUGAUUCAAAUAGACCCCCUCAUUCAAGAAUCGAUAGGAAGUUUAUGCAAAUGAAAAUCAAAAUAAGAUAAUAUGAUUAUGGUCAUGUGUAGAAUUAUGUUAUUCUCCUCAACCUUCAAAUAUGAUAAUACUUUGAAUAUUUUGACAUAGAAAAAUUGGUUUUUCUGUUGGCUCUCUACCCUCUAUGUAUAGCUCAGAAUGAAACACAACAUCGGUCAUCACAUUCUAUUGCCCUAUUAUGCAAAGUAUUGUGACAUCAGUUGUCAUUUUAUAUUUAUAUAAAUUUGAUUUUCAAGACAGUGGUAGAUAUAUGAAGAUGCUUUCCUAAGGGGAUGAAAGGUGUAUACGCCACUAUUCAACCAUCGCAGUGUGAUGUCCUUUUUUUUAUUACUUGGGCCAUCAGGUCAUUCUAGAAUGUACUUAAUAUACUUUUUGUGAUAAUUAUUGUACAUGUAGGUAGAUAUCAUCCUCAAACCUGUGCUGUGAUUGUAUUAAAUUAAUAAUUGCUAAUAUUGACUUUAAAGGGAACUCCACUCAGAAGUCACUUUCAUGUAGUUUUAUAAAAUAAAAAAAAGAACAGACAAAUGAAAGAAACAUAUUAAUGAAGGUCUGGCAAAUAACUCAUAAAAGAACAACAGAUUAAUGAUAUUUUAUUCAUUGUUGUGAAGUCGCAUGUGAGGAGCUACUCUAUAUGUCAUGUGAUAUGAAUUUAAUUGAAUUCCAUAAAUUACCAUUUUAUCAGAAAAUUAAAAAAUAUGUUAUCUGUGUACUCAUUACAUGAUUAGAAACAUCGCAUCAUGCUGUUCAUCCUUCUACCAAAUAUUUUCAGUCAUCAUGAACCCUGUAUAGAAAUGGUAUUUUAUGGAAUGUAUAUUACACAACACAUUGGGAGCUGCUAAAAUAUGAUGUCACAAAAUUAAAAUGUUGAAAAAAUUCACAACUCUGUUUUUUGCAUUUUUGCAAAACCUUCAUCAGUCAGCUUCUCUCAUUUUAUCCUUUUAUUCAUAAGCUACUUCACUUCAGGAUGGUUUUCCCUUUAAGGCUUUCCUGUUCGAGCAGCAGCGCAAUGGCAGAAUGUCUUUGACAAAGUCCAAUAUGAGAUCAAGAAACUUUUGAGGGGCUUUUUGUAUAUAAAUAUUGUAUCUGUAAUUACAACAUGAAGAAAAAUCAUUGUAUGUUUAUCUCAUGAAAAUUUAUUAGCGCAUGUUCUGGAUUGCAUGUCAAGGAUUUGUAACAAAAUUAAAAGAAAAAAUAUUAAAAAUGAAUGACCGGUUACAAAAUGAGGGAAUGAAUAGAGGAUAUGUUGGAGAGUAUCUUUUAAGAUCCAUUGUAUUUGUAUUUUUAUCUCUUUAUUUUUACUUUAUUUACUUCAUAUAUGAUGAUGUAGGAUAUAUAUAUAAUAGUUCUUGUAUAUUUAUUUUUUCCAGAGAAACGUGAGGUGUAGACACCUUUGCAAGUCAUAAGCCAUUGGAAACUAUCCUCAAGUAGUUUUGAAUUGGCUACAAAUUUAGUCUCUUGUAGUAGCAUAGGUUUGAUUUUCUUUCAAAACAUGGUUAAGAUGUGCUUAAGGUUCAGUUUUCUCAAUUGUGCAAUUAAACUAUUAAAGAUGCUGGGAAGCAUGGAAACAAACCACAGAAGAACUUUUUCAAUUGAAUGAAGGUGACCAAAAAUAUGCGAUGAAAAGGUUCUACAACAUUAUGCUUGACUAGGUCAAAGAACUUUUUUAAAAGUAAUUUGUUCAUUUUAAACACAUUUCUUUUCACCAUUUUGCUAUUUUUUAUUAUAAGCUAGGGGUCAUUUUAUUACAAGGAAGAUUUAUUCUUGGGAUCAUAUAAACAUAUGCACAUUUCCACGAUGGAAGAUUUUUUUCAAUGCAAUAUCAGUAGUCAAAAUGGUAAUACAUACUUUUCAUCAAACAGAAAAGCAGUAGAACAAGGAGAAAAGAGUUUAAAUGUCAUUGGAAUGAACCUCUAUCAUUAUGUGUAUGGCAGACUGUCAUUGAGAUCUGGUCAAAGAAUUUUUUUUUUGUAAAUUACAGAAGUUUUUAAAAGUUAUUAUCUUGCAGAGUGGAACAUGCUAGAAAUGUGUUUGUACAGAGUAUAUACAAUUUUGUUGUAGAUAGAUUUUAAAAAAAUUGCUCUAAUGAGAUCAUAUUUUUAUUACUGACUGUUCAUUUUUAUAUGAAUUUGAAGAGAAAUAUAAGAUACUGAUGUGACUCGUUAUCAGUUUAAGAUAUGUCAACAUAUUUUUGUGUUCCCUGUGCUACAGGGUGACCGAGAAAACAAACCCUUAAAACAAGUCACAUUGAAUUAAAAUCAAAAGAGUCAGGAUUUGCCAGUUUGUUUUUCUUGGGCACCCUGUAGAAUCUAUAUGGGGUUGGUAUAUGUCUUUGCAUGGAACGAUGAUGUGUUAUAUAGAUUAUGUGGACUGUGUAGAAUCUCUUCAACUAUUUGUUGUACAUGGCUCUCAGUGGACACAGUGUUGUUUUGGGAAUCCCUUUCCUAGUUUGAUGAAUAUGGUGUCCCCAAAAUAUUUUUAAAUCCUAUAGAUUUCAGAGAGAUAUUGCAUUUAGUAUCAUGUGAGACGAUCCCAUGUGUGUAAUUUUGUCAUGAGAAGCAUCAAAGUUUGUGAAAUACAGUAGAUAAAUAAGGCAAGGUUAUUACCCAAGAGUAUUAUCUUCUCAUUAUUAUGUCAUGUUCAUUUUGUCUUUUUAACAAAACAAGAAAAUUGUAUUAUAUUGACGAGUAAUUUGUGAAUUGUACCAAAGUUAUAUAUGAAUAUAUAUCUAUUUUUUUUCUUUUUAUGUGUUUUCAUAGCAGCUUGAGAUCAUGACAUUAGCAAGUUGCUUAUUCUUCAGAUGAAUUCAUGUAUCACACUUCAUGGGAUUCAUUAUCAUAUAUAUAUAUAGUAGCCAUGACAACAUGUGACUAAAAUCUUUUGCUUUUGUGGACAUCCCCCCCCCCCCCCGCCAUCAAUCAGUUUUGGGAUAUUGACAAAGCAUAUCAUCACAUUUAUCUUUGACAUUAUAUUAUCAUUAAAUAGAUGAUUUAUAUCAUAUUCUAACAGCUUUAUAAUUAUUACAUUUGUUCUGUUUUCAUUUGAUAUUAUUUCCAAAAUGAAUGCUAACAAUCAUGUUGUUUGGGGUGAUAAAAAAGUCAUGGCAGUCAUAGUUUUUUUUCAGUCUGGGUUAAUCAUUUUAAUGGGAUCAAAUCGAUAUAUUGGCAAGCUUCUUAGGUUUACACUAUAUUCAUCUUCUUUUUUUUUCUUUUUUGUUUUGGAUAAAGCCUGAAGUGAUCAUAGUUUAGAAACGUAAAUUACACAAAACGUAAAUUCAA